Messenger RNA from Eleginops maclovinus (Patagonian blennie), 4804 nucleotides. RefSeq names its product selenocysteine insertion sequence-binding protein 2-like. The record is from RefSeq and is a predicted model, not a curated record. Gene Ontology annotation, biological process: selenocysteine incorporation. NCBI's taxonomy places the organism in Eukaryota, Metazoa, Chordata, Actinopteri, Perciformes, Eleginopidae. Gene Ontology annotation, cellular component: ribonucleoprotein complex. Gene Ontology annotation, molecular function: mRNA 3'-UTR binding; selenocysteine insertion sequence binding; ribonucleoprotein complex binding.
UGCUAUGCUAUCAAACAGGUUGUUAGCCCGUAAAGCUUACACGCUGUUGCGGUAGUUAGAUAAACGCAGCAGCGUUGUGACGGAGUUUGACAACACGUGGAAGACAGAGUGAACAUGCAGAUAUGUGACUACAUAUAGGAAAACCCGAAGAUGGACAAGGAGAGCAAACUGUCAUCUGCUGUCCUGCAGUCCCCUGAAUGGAGACGGAGAAAGGAUUCUGCAGAGCCACACACAACCUCAUCCCCACCUCCAAUACUGCCAAAUCCUCAUGUAUCCGAACAGAGUUUAAGAGGGAACUGGUCGUCAGGUCUGAGCCAGAAGCAGAAUCCAUCAAAUACAAAUGGAGCAACAGCAGCAGGAAAAGUACCAGGCCUGCCAAGACGUCAUGGCUACAGCAGCAGCCGUCAAGUUAAAGACACCAGGGAGGAUGUCCUGCAGAGAGAAAGAUCCUCACAGGAUGCACAUGCAAAGAUCAACAGAUCAAAAAGCAACAUUGGCUUCCCUACCCAAGGCAGAGUUCUGGGCAGGAACUCACUGGAAGCCCAGAAAAAAGGUUUUGGAAGUGCCAGGUCUGCCGCAAACUUUGCAGGGAAUUCUAAACCAGCAAAGACAGACUUUGCCCCAUUUGAAGUAAAAAUGACUGACUUCCCAGAGUUAGCUGGGGGUCCGCUGGGCAAACCUGGACCUCCGAUUGUUUCAAGAGAACGCUGGGGUCUAACUCCUCCUCAAACCCUGAGCCCUCAACCACAAACAUCGGCAUCUUCAUGGAAGUCUGUCAGCAGAGGACUCCCAACACAGACUGACCCCCAAAAAAUUGACCCCAAUGCUAAGCCAGAUUCAUCUGCUUGGUCAACAGGUCAGCCUGAGGUUACCUCCUGGGCUAAUGUUGCCUCUCAGCCUCCAAAGAAACUGGUUCCUAAAGAGAAGACGAUCAAAAGCGACCACGUGCAAACGGAAGAAAUGACUGCACAGCAGGAAGAGGGAGCUCCGGGGAAGAAAAAGAGAAAGAAAAAGAAGAAGAAGGCUAAAGGUGCUGAUGAAGAAGCAGAAGAUGAGGCAGAAGAGCCAGCAAUGUAUCAGGCACCUCCAAAAUUUGAGGAUGAGGAGGAGUUCCCAGGCUUGACUCCUGCUCUGACUGGGGCUGAUAGGUUGACAAUGAGCAGCUAUGCAGCAAAACUAUGCAAUGAGGAAAGCCAAAGAGAAAUUGUUCAGCGUCAGUCUGCUGACCAGACCAAGGAAAAAUCACCUGCCGGAAAAGCUCAGCCUGCAGAGACGUCUAAGAAAGGACAGAAAGCUGAAAAGGUGUCCGGGAAGAAAAGCAAAGUUCCUGUUCAGCUGGACAUUGGAAACAUGUUGGCCGCUUUGGAAAAGAAGCAAUCUCAAAAAGCCAAGCAGGACGCCAAACCAGUCAUUCUCUCAGUUGGUGGAGGACUACCUGUUGUCCAGAAGCAACCAUUAGUCCAGAAAAAGCCUCCGUGGCAGCAGGAUAAAAUUGCACACAAUCCCCUGGACUCCACCAGCCCUUUGGUGAAGAAAGGAAAGCAAAGAGAGGUGCCGAAAGCCAAGAAACCCACUCCUCUUAAAAAAGUAAUUUUAAAAGAAAGAGAGGAGAGGAAACAAAAACGUUUGCUGGAGGAGAGAGGGCUACUGCCGGAAAAUGAGUUAAAACCUACCAGUGAUGCAGAAAAAGAAGAGGAGUGUGAGACGAAUGCAACAGUCCCAAGUGAGCUCGGGAGCCCUACAGAUGAACUUGAAGAUCAGUCAGAGUUUAACAGCACAAGCCUAAUGGUGAAAGAGGGCGAUGAAGAGGAUGACAAAGAGGAGAUUGUAGAACAACAAACCACCUCACCUGUGCCCUGCCAAGCCAGUCGACCCAAAAUCCACAGCAGAAAGUUCAGAGACUAUUGCAACCAGAUGCUGAGCAAAACCGUUGAUGAGUGUGUAACGACUCUGCUCAAGGAGCUGGUUCGUUUCCAGGACCGCCUUUACCAGAAGGACCCCAUGAAGGCCCGCAUGAAAAGACGCAUUGUGAUGGGGCUGAGAGAGGUCCUGAAGCACCUCAAACUCAGGAAGGUCAAGUGUGUCGUCAUCUCACCCAACUGUGAACGCAUCCAGUCCAAAGGCGGCCUGGACGAGGCUCUUUACACCAUCAUUGACACUUGUCGUGAACAAGGGGUGCCGUUUGUGUUUGCCCUCUCCAGGAAAGCUUUGGGCCGCUGCGUCAACAAGGCAGUGCCUGUCAGCCUGGUGGGCAUCUUCAACUAUGAUGGUGCACAGGACUUCUAUCAUAAGAUGAUAGAGUUGUCGUCUGAGGCCAGGAAAGCCUAUGAGACGAUGGUGUCAAGCCUGGAUCAGACAGGACAGGAAGAGGCAGAGGAGACAGGGAACAAUGAGGAAGAGCUGCAGAUCAGCAGCCCGGCUGAGGAGGCUGAGCCCAGUCCUGACACCACACAGCCAGAGGAGCCAGAGUACAUGAAAAUUUGGAGGAAAAUGUUGGAGAAGGAUUGCAACCACAAAUUUCUGAACUUUGAGGAGCAGCUGAGCUCCAUGCGCUUAGACAGUGAAUGUACUACAGAAAACACUGAGGAAGAUGAGAAGAGUUGACAGUGGCCAGUCUCUCUGUUUCUAAACAAAAAAGAAAGAGAACUAAAUCACGCUGAUUAUAUGUUUAGAAGAAACUUGGAUGGGAUAAUCCGACAUGCAGAAAAGUAUUAAUGCAAGCUGCCCUGCUGCAGUGGUUCAUCUCAAAACUUUAGGAGUUUGUCAGGAAAUCAAUCAUAUUGGUAAAGUUGCAAUGAAUUUCUUAUUUUCUUUUGUAAAAUCUUAAGUAAUAUUUUUGUUUUGAGUUGAAGAUAAUCAUGCAGAGCUGUGUUUUUUAGAGUUUGUGUGGGUUAGAAACUGGAGAGGAUUAAUCGCUGACUUCAUAGGACCAAACCACUCACUUGAAGAAUUCCCACAAUAUGAAUUUUGAACCAUAUGGUGUGUGGUCAGACUAGAGGAUGUGCAGAAGUUUAUGUACUGAAUGUGUGUAGAAAAUCAACCUGUUACACAGUACAAAGAAAAGGCCAGUGGUGACUUCUGCACUGAAACUAUUAUGGUGCAUUUCUUUCCUCUUUUCAAUUUAGUUUAAAUAUUUCUUGUCUCCUAUUAUUUGUCGGGGACAUUAAAGUAAAACAGGAAAUGUAGGAAUGGACAAGGUGAAUGACAUGCUACAAAAGUGUUCUGCCAAGCGUAAACUGAAACGGGGCUUAAAGUGAAAUAAGAUUUACAGCUUGUGAAAUGGGAGGAGGAAACUGCAUCUGAAAUUCAAGCUUUUGGAAUAGUUUAGGACAAUACAUUGAGAAACUAAAAGCGUCAACACUGUACAUGACACAAGAUGUAAGUCACCUUUUUAUAGUAUACUGUUUUUGCUUUGAGUAUUAAAACAACAACAUAUUAAGCCAAUAUACACUAACAAUAAAUGAUACCAAACAUGCAACUUUAAAAAGGGCACACUUUUUGUAUAUCCUUUGUUCACUGCUUUGAUGGGAAAUGUUAGAUGUGGAUUCAGUUUCACACACAGUGUGGGAAGUUGGAGCACUCUGUACUCACUAUUAUUUUUUACUAUUAUCACAUCUAUUUACAAAUUUUCUAAAUUAUUACAAACUUUCCUGUACAUUUUUGCACUGUUUUUCAGAGGUUUACAAAGGGUCUAAAUCCUAUUGAUCCUACUUUGAGCCCAAAGUGCUAAAUCCCUAGGAUGUCAUGAGUUGAAUGUAGAUUUAAAGAAAAAUAAGCUAUGCCCCUUCUUUGCAUUAGAAAUAAAUCCUUUUUACAAGUAUGUCCCCCCCCCCCCCCCCCCCCCCCCCCCCCCAAAUGCACUACAUAGUAGAGCCGGCAUUUGUAGCUUAUCACACAUUUGUAGUACUACCUGUAAUUAGGUGUACAGGGCUGCAUACGAUAAUGUUAAGAAACAUUACGUGCUAUUACAUUUAAAUGUUUUUUUGAGUUAUCCAUUGACCCACAUAGUUAGGGAUUAGGAAGUAUAAAAUGACAUAAUGAAUCCUUACUAUAUACAACAGGAAGAAUCACAAUCACAAAAAAGCAAUAAAUGGUAACAUUUGAAAUUUGAAAAGUAAUUAGGCAGAGGACUCAGAUGAACAUUGUACAGUGGAGAAGAUUUAAAUUGUGACAAUCUUGAGAAAUAGUUAUGUUAUGAAAAUGUCAACUUCUUGCAAGUCAACAAUUUUACAGGGAGCAGCAGAAAGACUUUUACUGAGAAGGUUCCUUGAGAUUUUGACAUGUUAGAAUAGGAAACACAGGAGUAAAAGCAUUACUUAAGUCUUAAAUUUCAUAUGAAUCUUAGACUACAGCCUCCAGCUGGUUGGAUCAAGCAUCAAAGCUGGGAGUGAGCACAGCCUAUAGCACUUCUUAACUAACACAUUAUGUCUUUAUUUGCUUUAUCAUUGCAUAAAGUGUUGUGUGAAAGUUAUUAUCAACCGGUUUAAGGUUUUAUAGGCAAACUAUUUCUUGGCUCUAAGGAAUUACAAAAGAAAGAAAUAUCCAGAGGGAAAAGACUAUCUGUAAAGUGGCAAAGUUUUGUGGUGGUGAGAGACCAAACUGAUUCAAUUGGAAUUUAAAACUGUGUGAAGAUUUUAACCAAUGCAAGCAGGAUGAAAAGCAAUGUGGAGUAUACAUUUUCAAUGUAGGGUUGGGUAUGGAAACAUUUCCUGCGGGUAUUAAGAUACAAGCAAUAUUUGUUCAGUUUUAUUUUUAUUUUUGAGUGGCAUGUAAAAUAGGAAAUUAAAAAUUGGGCUAAAGUAGA